This is a messenger RNA of Dicentrarchus labrax (European seabass), 1638 nucleotides long. RefSeq names its product homeobox protein HMX2-like. The record is from RefSeq and is a predicted model, not a curated record. The transcript has 2 exons. Gene Ontology annotation, cellular component: nucleus. Gene Ontology annotation, biological process: regulation of transcription by RNA polymerase II. Gene Ontology annotation, molecular function: RNA polymerase II transcription regulatory region sequence-specific DNA binding; DNA-binding transcription factor activity, RNA polymerase II-specific. The coding region runs from base 107 to 880 and encodes 257 amino acids. Lineage: Eukaryota; Metazoa; Chordata; Actinopteri; Moronidae.
CGCACCGGCUCCUCUGGUCUGUGCGCUAGUUGCAGCCGAGGAGCAAUGGUGCUCGGAGCGUCCGGAGGCGCGUCGGUGUUUCGGAAAUAUCGGAGGAGCAGAUGAAAUGCCGGGGAAUAUGAGCAAAGAGGACGCCCCGAGUCGGAGCGCUUCUUUGACGUUCACCAUCGACAACAUCCUCAACCUGAAGCAGCGGGACGACGGAGACCUGGACGGGUCAAAGGAGCAGAGGGACAGUGGAUGUAAGAAGGAUUUCCAAGCGCGGUGCGAUGAAGUGUGGGACGUCCGGAGGAGGCACGGCAGCGGAGCAGAGGAGACAGCGCAAACGAAGCCCAGAGUCCAUCGUGCGGACCGCGGGGAAAACACACCGCCGCUGACCGCCGGCUCCUGUCCCGGGGCGCACAGCGCGCACACCGCCGAGGACGCGUCCGAGCAGCAGCAGCAGCAACAACAACAACAAGAGGCCAGCGCGGACACCAAAGCCAUGGUCAAGAAGAAAACGCGCACCAUCUUCUCCAAGAGACAGAUAUUUCAGCUGGAGGCCACUUUUGACAUGAAGAGGUAUCUGAGCAGCUCGGAGAGAGCGUGUCUCGCGAGCUCUCUGCAGCUCACCGAGACCCAGGUUAAAAUCUGGUUUCAGAACCGGCGCAACAAGCUGAAGAGACAGCUAUCCACGGACAUGGAGGGACCGCUGGCCGCCGAGCACCUCUCGGACGCAGGAAAGAACGUACAAUUACCGACUUUUUACAAAGACAGCAGCCUGCUGGGUGGAUGUUUGUUACCCAUGCCUUUCCCCGUCGUCUACCCGACUGCGAACGCCGCGCCUUACAUCUACUUCUCCAACACUGGCAAAUAUUUUGGCCUGUUUGACGCAGACUGAUGGUUUUCUGUUGGGGGGGACAGCAGUGUGUGUGGACAGUCGGAUAUACAGUCGGCCCUGUCUGUCACAGAGGCCUGUCACUUUUUAUUUUUAUUUUAAACUUUGAUGUCAACAUAUCAACUAAUCCAAGACAUGCAUGUGCCACUUUGUUGUCCUUUUUCAAAUUUUUAUUAUUUUUAUUAUUAUUAUUAUUAUUAUUAUUAUUAUUAUUAAAUGCAUAAAAAAAUCCGAUUAUAAUGUUUGUUAUAAAAAUGUGCAUGCAUUAAAAGUUCCUCUGGGCAGUUUUAUUUCGCGCUGUAAUGUCAUCUGAAUGAAUGUACGUUAAUGUUUCCUCUGGGAGUGAUGCUGCAGAAACUUUGUCACCCCGAAAUAAUAUUUGUUUUUGUUUUUUUCUUUCAACUCUUGUGUUGAACUUUAAAAAAAGGUUUCUGUGGAGCAACAGUUCAAUAGUAUUUAUAUGGCAUUAUGAUUAUGAUUAUUAUUAUUAUUAUACACUUUUAUCGUUCGUUUCCACUUGACCUUUCAUAUGACAGACUGUUAAACUGUGAAUACAGUUAGUAUAUCAAGACAAUGAUGAAUUUUGCAAUAAAAAGUGUAAUAUUUGCAAUUUGCAAGUGUUUUCACUCAAAUUGAAUCAAAAAGACAAAAAAGACGUGCAAGUAAAUUUCCACAUUUGAUUAUUCAUUGUGUUUCAAUGUGUACUUUUUUUCUAUGUGCAUUUGGUUCCGCAUAAUAAAUUAAAGAAAGUUAAUGGUUAA